GCACACUUUUUCAAAUCCAUUUCAAAACAUCUAGGAAAGCACAAUCAGAAGUAUCUCUGUCAAGGUCUGUAUAUUGGACAUAUUUUGGAAUCUAUGGGCGCUGCAGUUAAAGGGAAAAAGUAUGAAGCCAGAUAUUGGCUAUACUACUUAUCCUCCAAAGGAGAAAACCGAGCUAGUGCUAGUGCCACUGCAGAAGAAAGCUCAUCAGACAAUGUUCCACUCAUCAAUUUGGCAAAGACUGCCAAGAGGAAGCAUGUGGUGUCUCCCUCUCCAAGUGUUGAAGCACCACAGAACCUUGCUUUGAUCUAUUUGGAAGAGGAAGAAGAAGUCUCUGACCAUGGAGAACUUCAAAGGAAGAAGAAGAGGAAGAUCAACUCUCCAUCAACAUCUGGAAAUGUCAAUCCGGAUGAGUUGAAGGAGAAGGAACCUGCUGAGGAAACCUCUGCCCAAAACCGGAGCCCUCAACAACUUGAAGAAGAAAUUCCUCAACUCUACUAUGAUUGGAAAGCUUGGAAAGUUGGAAAUUCAGCAGAGCAACUGUUGAAUUGGGACCAACAACUGAAGAAUGAGAAGAUCAUCAAGAAAAGCUUAGGAAUACCAGUCAACCACAACUGUGAACAAAUUUUGGAUGACUACUGGGUAUGGCAAAGGAACCAUGAAGACUUGCAUCUGGAAUACCUAGCCAACACACCAGUUUCAGACUUUGAAGCAGAUGAUGAAGAUCCUGCAGUCUUCAAGCCAGUCUUCUCAAAAGACACAGAAGAUCAAGUGGUUCUAACUUCUGAAGCACAAGGUGUUUUGGAAGCAGCAGCUGAAGAUUUCCAAACACUUCCGGAAACCACACAUGCUUCUGAAAUGGUUCUAACUGAAGUUGUAGAAGAGAAGGCAACCUCUCCCCUACUAGAACAGAACCACAAAAUAGCAGAAGAAGAAGAAUUUCAGCAACUGGGUCAAUCUCAAGUUCUUGAGAUUCUCACAACUGCAUGUGAGAUCUCCAAUCCUACUGAAAUUGAGAUCCCGGAGAAGUCAGCAGAAAUUCCGGAACAGUCAGCUCUUCCAGAAACAAUGGAGCAAGCUGUUGAAGCGCAAAGGAAUUCUGGAGAAGCUGAAAAGGAAACUCAAAUGGCAGAACUAGAGGUCUCUCAAACUCCAGUAGCCAUUUUUGAAGAACAGAAUGCAGCUGAAGAAAGAGACUCCCUCUCUAGGGAUAUAUCAAAUUUUGCGCUUGAUGAAGCAGAAGGAGAGUCUGAAAGAACACUGAAGGUUACUGAUGAAGAAGAUGUACAAGAAGAUGCUGAAUCUCUUCCUAUGCAACUCUUCCAAAGAACACCAUCCUCUCAUCAG
Cuscuta campestris is the source of this 1344-nucleotide messenger RNA. The record is from the annotation of a GenBank genome assembly. Lineage: Eukaryota; Viridiplantae; Streptophyta; Magnoliopsida; Solanales; Convolvulaceae.